CUAUCCUCUCAUGUAUUUUUUUUCAGUCCGGAUCAGAUUCAGAAGGCGAGGGUUCUCGCGCCCGAAAAAGUGGCACCAACGAAUUACCAAGCACUUGCAGAGAAACCUCAGUUCAGUCUCAAACAGGUACGGAUGAUUUGCGAGCUUCUCCUAAAGAAGCAGGAAAUGCGUCUGCGGUACGAGUAUGAACUGGCCCUGAAUCAGAAACUGGAUGAGCAACAUGAACAGUACGUCCAAUUCGCAAGCGAACAAAUGACUGCACAGUUCAAGGAGAAUACAGCAGGGUCGUGUUUUACUACUUGUGCGCUAUUGUGA
Molecule: messenger RNA, 315 nt
Organism: Ostertagia ostertagi
Lineage: Eukaryota; Metazoa; Nematoda; Chromadorea; Rhabditida; Trichostrongylidae
Source: the annotation of a GenBank genome assembly